AUGCUGGUCUGCUAUCUACUUCUUGUAUCGGGACUUGCCUUCGCCGGAAUCAUCUCAAAAGCGCCAAGCAUUGGGCCAGUCGAACAUUCCGAUCGGUUGUUGUCACUCCGGCGUCGGGUGGACACUGAUUCCGAUUCAUCGGUUGCAGUCACCGGUAUCUCGAUAAGUGGAUUUGCACCUCAAGCGCGACUGGAGAUCCGACAGCUGGAAAGUAAAAGGGAUGUCUGGAACAUCUAUCUGCUUGGGCUGAGGAGGUUUCAGGCGGUCAACCAAACCGACAGGCUGUCGUAUUACCGAAUCGCCGCGAUACACGGAAGGCCUUACAGAGCAUGGGACAACGUGCAAGGCGUCUAUAAUGAAGCGGGAUACUGUGCUCACCUUUCCAGCCUUUUCCUGCCUUGGCACCGGCCCUACCUUGCACUAUAUGAACAAGUUCUUUUUGAGCAUAUUAUUGACGCAGUGAACGAGUUCCCCACAGGUCCUGUCCGUCGAAGAUAUGCAUCUGCGGCGCUGAGCUGGCGAAUGCCUUACUGGGACUGGGCGGCGCAGCCAGAAGAUGGCCAGAGCGUAUACCCGAGUAGCCUGGGUAACCGGACUGUCGUAGUCACCAUGCCGAACGGGACGCGGACAAUCGACAAUCCACUCUACUCGUACAAGUUUCAUCGACUUGUGAGAGCCGACAUGUACUUUGAUCCGUUCGCCGAGUGGAAUGAGACGAAGCGCUACCCUACAGGCUGGGUCCGAAGUGCUCUUAGCCAGGAACAUCUGAUAGGACCCGUUCUCGACAACAACCGGGUUUCAAUCAUGAACCGCUUGUACAAUUUGUUCACGUACUACUCGAACUACACUCUAUUUGCCACUGAAGCGUGGCAAGGCGAGACUUAUGCGAAUGCAGACAGCAUCGAAUCGCUUCACGACACAAUUCACAGCUUGACAGGAAACAAUGGGCACAUGACUUUUCUAGACUACUCUGCGUAUGACCCUAUCUUCUGGCUGCAUCACGCGAACAUGGAUCGUAUCUUCGCCAUGUGGCAAAUACUGUACCCUAAUUUGUACGUGGAAAGAAUGCGAGCCGUGUCACAGACAUUCACAGUCUCUGUCGGAGAUGUGCUGGACGUUGAUACGCCACUUGAGCCGUUCUCCAGCGACACACGAGGCACCAAAUUUACGUCGAAAGAUGUGAGGUCUACCCUGCGAUUUGGAUAUGCGUAUCCCGAGACUUCCGGGAACGCCAGCAUUGCUCAGGUUAAAAGGGCUAUCAAUCAGCUUUAUGGAAGCAGUGCAGGCGCAGGCGGGCCCGUCAAGCGAGCAGAACAGUCCACAGGGCAUGGAAGUCCUUCCUUACAAGCGCCGGUCGAGAGUUCCGAGCGCUACUACGUUGCCAACAUCGUCUCCCCAAAAUUCGCCAUGAACGGAUCCUACGCAGUGUACAUCUUCCUAGGAGACUUUGAGGAUACAUCAUCCAUGUGGCCGCUCUCGAAGAAUCUCGCCGGCACGCAUGCGGUCGCUACCAACAUGAUAUCAGAACACACCGCAAACAUGCGCUCUGCGACUCUUUCGAAUAUAAAGGUCACGGGUGCAGUGCCGCUUACCGGCUUACUUCGGUCGAAAGUUCAAUCGGGCGAGUUGGCCUCCCUGGACUCCAGCGUCGUCGAAUUUUACCUAUCGAGUAAUCUGAAAUGGCGGGUAACAACAUUCAACUCGACGGCGAUUGCAUGUGAAGACUUCACGGAUCUUUCGGUGACCGUUGUCAGUAGUAAAGUGCUGUCGUCCGUCGCAGAAGACGAGUUUCCUCAAUGGGGAAACUUCACCAAAUUGAACGUCUCGCAGGAAGGACAGUGUGGUUGUAAAUGA
This is a messenger RNA of Ramularia collo-cygni, 1854 nucleotides long. RefSeq names its product related to tyrosinase precursor (monophenol monooxygenase). The transcript is spliced from 8 exons. The coding region runs from base 1 to 1854 and encodes 617 amino acids. Gene Ontology annotation, molecular function: oxidoreductase activity. The record is from RefSeq and is a predicted model, not a curated record. NCBI's taxonomy places the organism in Eukaryota, Fungi, Ascomycota, Dothideomycetes, Mycosphaerellales, Mycosphaerellaceae.